AUGCAACUCAUUAACCUGAUCGACAGGCUCAUCAAGGCUGAGCCAAGACCGGGGCUGCAUCCCAUCCCAGGAACCACACCCCUGACCCUCGAGGCCGCUAUAUGUCCGCCGUUGAUAUAUUAUAUAGCAUUGCUUUUCCUCCCACCUUCCCCUCCGCAUUCCGUUGACACGACAGCUGUCAAGCUGCUUCGCAACGGCUUCGCUCUCCUGGCGGGCCUGCUCUUCCUUCGUCUCCCUCUUGCGUACCAUGUUCCCCAAAGUAUAGGCCUGACGUACCAGCUCGGCUUGGUCGGUCUGUACGGCAGCGCGCGUGUGCUGGACGUCUUCUUUAUCUCACCAUACCUGUUUGGUCAUAUCCCUCGGCGUGUGAGAUAUAAGCAUGAGUCUCGAGUUGGCACGCCUAUCCUGGACGGCCUCCGCGAUGUGAAGUCCAGCGAGGGUCGUAUCAAGCCGCGAGCUGGGACGUCAAGCGGAGAUGGACCAGGAGAAGACGCUCUCGCUCCUAGAGCGGAUCCAAGAACAACAGAGCAAGACGGCCUCGGCCUCUCCGCGACUGAUCUCUUAGAUAACGUCAAGGACGCCCUGCCUACCUCGCUGGACGAGUCGUAUCACCUCCUCCACUGCGCCGCAUCUGGCCCAAAUCAGAAGCCUGUGAUCGAGCAUGCCGUUUCCGAAGACGGCUGGCCGCACAACUUCCACGACCGCGCCUCCUGGGCCCUGGAGCUCGAGCUCUCCAUGCGCGGAGUUGGCUUCACUUGGUCGACCGCCGACGUGCGCCACACCCGCAAGACCUGGCUGCCCACCGUACACAGCCGCUUACACAGCAUCUUCGCGCACGUAGGUCCCGUGCUGGUGCUGUGCUUCUUCCUCGUCCGGACCAUCUAUCUGCGUUACGGCCUGCAGGACGUCGACAGCGCCGCGUGGGGCACUGGCACUGGCGCAGACCGCGAGGAUUUGUUUGAUACUCGCCUGCCGUUUCCCGUGCAGAUCCUCCUUACGACGGCGCUGGGCGCGUUCCUCAUGACAGCCUUCAGCUUCGCGCACUCUGCCUUUGCGAUCAUGCUAAGUCCCCUGGCCCCCCACCCGCUGGCGUAUUUCCCGCCUCUGUACACCACCCGCAUCUGGGACAUCAAGUCUGUCAGGCAGUUCUGGAGCUACGGCUGGCACCGCCUGUUCGCGCGGUUCUUCUUGGUGUACGGGAUCUGGCCGUGCGAGUGGAUCGAGAGGAAGCUGACGGGCAAGAGGGCCGACCAGCCUGCCGACGUGGGCAAGGUGCUGGGCGGGUUCUUGAGCAGUGCUUUCUGCCACAGCUUCGCGGUGCGGGGCGUGCUCGGCGGGGAGUGGGCGCGGGCGACGGGCGAGGCCAAGUUCUUUGCCGUGAACGGCGUCGCGGUGGUCGUCGAGGAGGUGGUCAAGAGGGCGGUGCUAAGUCGUCGGAAGCGAGCAGCUGGCGGUGACGGUACGCUUGACAGGUGGUACGAUGGCUACGUUGGGAGAAUUUGGUGGAUCUGCGUUUUGCUGCUCAGCGGCAGAAAUUUCGCCAGGGGCUGGGUCAACGCCGGGCUGGUGAGGGAGAUGAGCGCGAUGUGA
Molecule: messenger RNA, 1590 nt
Organism: Diaporthe amygdali
Lineage: Eukaryota; Fungi; Ascomycota; Sordariomycetes; Diaporthales; Diaporthaceae
Exons: 1
Coding region: 1-1590 (529 amino acids)
Biological process (GO): lipid metabolic process
Source: RefSeq, a predicted model, not a curated record